This is a messenger RNA of Closterium sp. Yama58-4, 2859 nucleotides long. NCBI's taxonomy places the organism in Eukaryota, Viridiplantae, Streptophyta, Zygnematophyceae, Desmidiales, Closteriaceae. The record is from the annotation of a GenBank genome assembly.
AUGGGCGAGGAGCAGCUGAUGGACGCGCUGCUGGGCACCACGUCGGAGUGGCAUGACACAUGCUUCCCGCGCCCUCACAGCCCUGACCACGUGUACUACGACUCGUUCCCCUUCCCAGUCCUAGAGGACGACAUGGAGGUCAAACCCCACUGGGAAGCCCCAGCGGCGAUCCAUACGCGUUUAGAGCCGCUGCUGCUGUCGCAGGACCCGAAGCGCGUGACGGCCAUUCGCAUGCUCGCCUGUGGAGAAUGCGAGUGGGGCCUUGGGAAGCUGCUGCCAGUGGGGCGCUCGUGCGUGAAUCUGCAGUCGCUCUCCGUUGGAGCGCUGCCAGAUCUCUACUUCCGUGGCCACAGCUGUUUGUAUGACGAGAUCUUGAAGGAGCCCACGUACUGGACUUGGCCGGAGGGUGCUCAGGUGGAACAGAUGAAGCAGCUUAUAACGGGUUGCCCACACCUCCGCUCACUACACUUCCACCUCAAUACCAACGAAUACCUCACUAUAAGGGAAGAGGUCUUUCCCCUCCUCUCCCGUCUCGAACACCUCUCCCUCCCUCUCGCCGACCUCCCGCCUUGCCUCCUUCCCCACCUCUCCUCCCUCCGCUCCCUCCGUCUCUCCCUCUCCGCGCCCCAGCACCCUCUCCUCUCCGGUCGCCCCUUCCACUCUCUCCCCCUCCUCUCCCUCCUCCACCUCUCCCUCCUCUCUCCCACCUCACUCCUUUCCGAGCCUCUCUCACCGGACCUGUUUGCGGGGCUUGGGCCGAGCCUGCGGUCCUUGACUUUCCUGGUGUAUGCGAAGCCGAAAGGGGCGGCAACUCCUUCCUCCGGCUCCCUCCGCCACCUCACUCUCAUGGGAACAGCUGGCGUCAUCCCAUUGGCUGUGUGGGGGCGCCUGUGCCCGCAGCUGCUCUCGCUCAAGAUCCAGGGCUCGCCCCACGUGGCUGUGCGGGGGUCGGGGGAGCAGCUGGCGGAGGGUUCUGGGAAGGGGGACGUGGGGCUUGGCGCAUGUGGUGAGGGGGAGGGCGCAUGUGGUGAGGGGGAGGGCGCAUGUGGUGCAGCAGAGGAGGCAGCUGCGUGCUUCUUCCCUUCCCUCGAGGAGCUUGUGCUGCGCAACUUGCCAGCAGAGGUGUUACCAGCAGAGGUGUUACCAGCAGAGGUGUUACCAGCAGAGGUGUUACCAGCAGAGGUGUUACCAGCAGAGGUGUUACCAGCAGAGGUGUUACCAGCAGAGGUGUUACCAGCAGAGGUGUUACCAGCAGAGGUGUUACCAGCAGAGGCGGUACCAGCGGAGGUGCUAGAAUGUGUGUUCCAGCGGAUUCAGCUGCAUGGGGACGAGGCGAGCGUGAGAGGGUUGUGCCCCUCUCUCCCCUCCCCCGCCUCCCUCGCCCACACCCUCACGCUCUACCCCAACCUCUCUGCACUCCUCCUCCCCAUAGUCUCCACCGCAUCUCACCCCCUCCGCCCCUCCCAUGUGCGCUCCCUCCUCUCUGCUGCCGCCGCCCUGCCCGCCCUCACCUCCUUGUCCGUGCUGCUAGAGCCGGGCUUCAGGGGAGAGUACGACUGGGGGUACGGGCGGGACGAGCUGUGGGAGAUUCCUGAGGAGGAGAGGGAGAGGGAGUUCGCCCACUCCUCUCCCUUCGCCCGCCUCUCCUGCCUCCGCUCCCUCUCAAUCCACGUGUGCGAGAAUGACAUCAGCAGCUGCAGCAACGUGUCUUUGGAUGACAGCAGGUGGAGUGGGCUGUCAGAGGGCCUGCUGCUGGGCCUGCCGGCGUGCCUCUCGUCCCUCUCCCUGCACCUCCCCACCACCACCAUGCCCGCCUCCUUCUCCUCCCUCACUGCCCUCACGCUCCUCGCCACCAACCUCUGGAUUCCAGGGCUGCAGGGAGGGCAGGACGAGGGAGACGGAGGGGUGGGAGAGGAGGAGUGGGAGGGGGAGAGAUGGGAGGAUGAGGCAGAGGAGGAGAGUGGUAUAGGCGAGGGAGAUGAGGAUGGUUGGUGUGAUGCCGAUUCGUGCCCCAACGGAGAUGAGGAUGCUUGCUUCUCUCAAGAGCACCUUCCCCGCUUGCCCCGCCUCCGCCGCUUCCACGUGCAAAGCGACAAUUAUGAGAUUGUCAACAUGACCAGGCUGAUGGCUGCUGUGGCGCACUCUUUGGAGCAGCUGCAAAUUGCUUUUGUCUUUACCACUCUCUGCAGCAGAGGAAGCACCACAGGGUUGAGCUUCCGGAAGCUCAAGCUGCUACACCUGGAGUUCUUGACGGGCGAUUCUCGGGUAGACAUGUCUCUCUUCCCUGCCCUAGAACACAUGGUACUGACAAAGGAGGUCGAUGUGUACUGGGAGGUGGAGAGCGGUUUCUCGUCUAACCUCCGCUUCCUGCAAUUGGGCUAUGCUGUUAGACUGCCUAAAGACCCUGGUGACCGAGAGCAUGAGCUGAUGCAGCUCACGGCGCUCACCACUCUCAUUGUGGACAAUGCAGACUACCGGGAUUUCCUUGCCGCCCUCUCCUGCUUCUCCUCCCUGCGCACCCUCCGCCUCUCCAACAUCACCCGAGGCUGCUCUGAGCCCCACUUCUCCUGCCCACCUCUCCUCUCCACACUUCAGAUCUGCUUCUCCGACCUGCCCCGCCUCCCCCCCUCACUCGCUCACUUCUCCUGCCUCACUCACCUCGACCUGCUGCACUGGCGCCACCUGCACUCUCUCCCGCCCUUCCUCUCGUCCUUCUCGUCGCUGCGCCACUUGAAAGUCACGUGCGAUGGGCCCAAGCCCACACACCCUGCUUGCCUGAAGGGAUUUCUUCAAGGCAGGGACUGGUACAAGUAUUCGCCAUGUGACGGCAGGGACUGGCAUGAGCAUUUACGUCAGUAA